AGACUCUGUGAUUGGUGGGUUCUCUCUGACGUCACGGCCAUCAUGGCCGCCUCCUCGUGCCGAGCACGUGUGUGAGCGGUGCAGUGGAGUCAGACGCAGAAGAUGCAGAAGAUGAAGCUGAAGAAGUCUGGGCUGAUCUCCUCCAAGAGAGGCGUUGUGGUGAAGGGCCAGUGGAAGCCGGUGAAUGUGGACCCCAGCGUGUUCUGUGAUGAGGGUCUGGAUGGACUGGUGUGCUUCGAGGAGCUGACCGAUUACUCCCUGGUGGAGCCGGAGAAGGCCAUGACUGCCCAGACCACCGGCAGAGGCAGAAACAAGAGAGAAGCGGAAGAAAAACCUGCUCGGAAGAAGAACAAGAGGCAGAAGAAAAGCAGACCGGAGGAGCCUCAGGACGUUCCUGAUGAGAUGCUGGAAGCAGAGGAUGAGAUCCCACCGGACCAGUGUCCUGAUGUGACUCCAGAGACGCAGCACAAGACGUCCAAGAAGAAGAAGAAGAAGAAGAAGACGACGACUGAUGAGGCAGGAGCGGAGUCUCAGAAGAAGAGCAAGAACUGGAGCAGGCCGGCUCUCGUGGGGUCAGAGGGUCCGAGUGCAGACGUGUCGGCGUGGAAGGACCUGUUCGUACCUGAGCCUGUUUUAAAAGCUCUGAGUGCACUUGGGUUUUCAGCGCCGACUCCGAUCCAGGCCCUGGCGCUGCCGCCGGCCGUCAGAGACCGACUGGACAUCGUGGGAGCGGCCGAGACCGGCAGCGGGAAGACGCUGUGUUUCGGUAUUCCGAUGAUCCACGCUGUUCUGGAGUGGAGGAAAGCGUCAGAAGGUGAACGGAAGACUGAAGACACAGAGGUGUGUGUGGAGAGCCUGUACCUGCCCGCGGUCAGCGAGAUGACAGACGGCAGUCCAGCGGAGGAGACGAGUGGAGACACUGAGCCGCCGCAGGAGGAGGAGGAGGAGGAGACUGAUGAUGUUACAGCUCGUCAAACACAGACGCACACACACAAGCCGCCGCUGCUCGGCCUGGUCCUCACUCCCACCAGAGAGCUGGCUGUGCAGGUCAAACACCACAUCGACGCUGUGGCCCGCUUCACCGGUGUUAAGACGGCGAUCGUGGUUGGCGGGAUGGCUCCGCAGAAACAGCAGCGUGUGCUGAUGCACCGGCCGGAGAUCGUCAUCGGCACACCGGGACGCCUGUGGGAGAUGAUCCGAGAGAAACACCCGCACCUGCAGAACCUGCGCCAGCUGCGGUGUCUGGUGAUCGACGAGGCCGACCGCAUGGUGGAGAAGGGCCACUUCGCGGAGCUGGAGAACCUGCUGGAGAUGCUCAACACGUCCCAGUUCAACCCCAGCAGACAGACGUUCGUGUUCUCGGCCACGCUGACGCUGGAGCACAGCCUGCCGGCGCGCCUGCAGCAGAAGAAGCGCAAGCGCACCGAGCGCAGCAAACUGCAGCUCCUGAUGGAGAAGGUGGGCAUCAAAGACAAGCCCAAAGUCAUCGACCUGACGCGCAAGCAGGCCACGGUGGAGACGCUGACGGAGACCCGCAUCAACUGCACCAAGGAGGAGAAGGACCUGUUCCUGUACUACUUCCUGCUGCAGUAUCCCGGCCGCAGCAUGGUGUUCGCCAACAGCAUCGACUGCAUCAAGCGUCUGAGCGCGCUGCUGCUGAUCCUGGACUGCGCUCCUCUGCCGCUGCACGCUAACAUGCACCAGAAGCAGCGUCUGAAGAACCUGGAGCGCUUCGCCGAGAAGGACAGCUGUGUUCUCCUCACCACUGACGUCGCUGCUCGAGGCCUGGACAUCCCUAACGUUCAGCAUGUCAUACACUAUCAGGUUCCUCGCACGUCUGAGACAUACGUCCACCGCAGCGGCCGAACCGCCCGCGCCGCCAGAGAGGGCCUGAGUCUGCUGCUGAUCGGGCCUGACGACCUGAUGAACUACAAGAAGAUCUGCAGAACCCUGCAGAAGAGCGAGGAGCUGCCGGUGUUUCCCGUGCAGAGCCACUGCAUGAGCGCCGUCAAGGAGCGCGUGACUCUGGCCCGGAAGAUCGAGAAGAUGGAGUACUUCCACAGCCGAGAGAAGCAGCACAACUCGUGGGUGCGGCAGGCGUCCGAGGCGCUGGAGAUCGACGUGGACGAUGACCUGCUGCUGGGAGGCGGUGAGGACGAGGACGAGGAGCGAGAGCAGCAGAGGUUAAUCAGGAGCCUGAAGAAGCAGCUCAAGCAGCUGAUCGCGCAGCCAGUGUUCACACACCAGAUGAAGACCAAGUACCCCACACAGAUGGGCAAGCUGCAGCUGCCCCUGAGCACAGCUGACACGGCGCUGAGCAGCCUGAGCCGCGACACAGUCCCGCGCUAGCACAGGGUCCGCUCCUGACAGACCUGUGCUGCUGCUGUGUCUCAGGAGCAGGGUUAGGAAGCACACGUCUGUGCAUGCAAUAAUGAACUAUAGAACUUUUCUGUCGCAUAGUGAAAAAACUUUAAUUGGAAUCCAAAAUGUAUGUGCAUUUAUUUUCCCAUAUUGUUCUACAUUUUAAUGACUUGUUUAGUGUUAAAUCUGCCAGUUUUUCUACGUGUGCGUUUCACCCAAAGCUUUUACUCUCAUGUCAUUUGAUUUUCUUCUGCUGAUGGUUUAAAAUUGUAAAAAUGAGCUUCAGAUUGAACUGAAACAUCACACUGUUUAUGAAAUAAUUUUUGAAACGAUUUCACAGAAUUACUGAUAAACCAGUUAUUUUCAAGUUGAAUAAAAACAUUUGAGCAGAA
Sinocyclocheilus grahami is the source of this 2753-nucleotide messenger RNA. It is a transcript of the gene ddx24, whose product is annotated as DEAD (Asp-Glu-Ala-Asp) box helicase 24. The coding region runs from base 103 to 2349 and encodes 748 amino acids. The transcript is spliced from 9 exons. The record is from RefSeq and is a predicted model, not a curated record. NCBI's taxonomy places the organism in Eukaryota, Metazoa, Chordata, Actinopteri, Cypriniformes, Cyprinidae. Gene Ontology annotation, molecular function: ATP binding; RNA helicase activity; nucleic acid binding.